Messenger RNA from Ricinus communis (castor bean), 2863 nucleotides. RefSeq names its product pentatricopeptide repeat-containing protein At3g09650, chloroplastic. Bases 350 to 2572 code for a protein of 740 amino acids. The record is from RefSeq and is a predicted model, not a curated record. Gene Ontology annotation, molecular function: protein binding. NCBI's taxonomy places the organism in Eukaryota, Viridiplantae, Streptophyta, Magnoliopsida, Malpighiales, Euphorbiaceae. The transcript has a single exon.
UAUUUGGGUAUUUUUUUAUACUUAGGUUUCUGUCAAACAAUACCGAAUGGUGCAAAAAUGUUUAUGUAGAUUUGCAUUUGGGCUUGUGUCGGAAUGCAUAUUUGUUUGCUAAUUUUGUAAGAAACAAUGAGAAGAGAGACAAAGAAGAGGAUAGAAUAUGCUCAACGUAUUACUUUGCAUUUCCAUCCACCCAACAAAACAAUCUUUCCCUCCCUUUCCCUUAUCUUCUUCUUCUUCUGCUUCAGCUUCUGCUUCAGCUUCUGCUUCUUCCCAGUUAAGUCUAAAUUAAACUCCAUCCUUUCUUUGUCUCAACUCAAAUGGACCAUAACCUUCAACAACAGCUCCAGCUAUGAUUAACCCACCACUUCCCUCAUCCUCUUCCUCCUGCUCUCUUUCUCCACUCUCUCCUCCGUACCCACUUGCCCACUCUCUCACUCUCCUCCACUGGCCCACCAAAAAACCCACUCGUCAAUUCCGUCUCUACACAGCCACAACACCAGACCUCUCUCUCACCACUGCUACUAACAAUGACCAGACCCUUUUAUCUCUCCUCCGCCAAAGAGAAACUGAUAAAGCUUGGAUCUUCUACUCUCAAUCUCCUCUACUUCCAAAUCCCACUUGCCUUAGCCGCUUAGUCUCUCAACUCUCUUACCAAAAUACCCCUCUUAGUCUCUCACGCGCCCAGUCCAUUCUCACGCGCCUCCGCCAGGAGCGCCAACUCCAUCGCCUUGAUGCUAAUUCCCUUGGUCUCCUCGCCGUCUCUGCCACCAAAUCCGGUCAAUUAUCCUAUGCUGUUUCACUCAUUAACUCUAUGCUCCGUUCUGGGUAUCUCCCUCAUGUUAAGGCAUGGUCAGCUGUUAUCAGUCGCCUUUCUUCUUCUCCUGAUGAUGGCCCCCAACAAGCUAUCAAGCUUUUCAAUUCAAUCACGCGACGCGUGCGUCGCUUUAAUGACGCGGCAUUGGUGGCUGACUCGAAUCCUGACACGGCUGCUUUUAAUAGUGUGCUCAAUGCUUGUGCUAAUUUGGGAGAUGGGAAAAUGUUUUUGCAGUUGUUUGAUCAAAUGUCUGAGUUUGGAGCUGAGCCUGAUAUUUUGACUUAUAAUGUUAUGAUUAAGUUGUGUGCUAGAUGUGAUAGGAAAGACUUGCUUGUGUUUGUUUUAGAAAGGGUAAUUCAAAAGAGAAUUCCUUUGUGUAUGACCACUUUGCAUUCUCUUGUUGCUGCAUAUGUUGGGUUUGGUGAUCUGGAAACCGCAGAGAUAAUGGCUCAAGCAAUGAGAGAAGGAAGGAGAGAUCUGUGUAAGAUUCUUAGAGAGGUUAAUAUGGAAGAUUUGGGUUAUUAUGGGGAGGAUGUAAUUGAGAAUAGUCAGAGGUUGGAUCAAAACAGGAAAAAUAUGUUUGUGUUUGAGAAGCUGCUUCCUAAUUCGAUUCAAUCCGGUGACACAGAGCCAUCAUUGUUACCUAAAGUUUAUGCACCUGACUCUAGAAUUUACACUACUUUGAUGAAAGGUUAUAUGAAUCAAGGCCGUGUAAGCGACACUAUUAGAAUGCUGGAGGCAAUGAGGCAUCAGGAUGAUAAUGCAAGUCAUCCUGACCAUGUAUCAUAUACAACAGUUAUCUCUGCUCUUGUAAAGGCAGGUUCAAUGGACCGUGCUCGUCAAGUACUAGCUGAGAUGACAAGAAUUGGUGUGCCUGCUAACAGGAUUACUUAUAAUAUUCUUCUCAAGGGUCAUUGCCAGCACCUGCAGAUUGAUAAGGCUAAGGAGUUGCUUAAAGAAAUGGAUGAAAAUGCUGAAAUUGAGCCUGAUGUGGUUUCAUAUAAUACUAUGAUUGAUGGGUGUAUACAGGUUGAUGACAGUGCAGGAGCUCUGGCCUUUUUCAAUGAGAUGCGAGAGAAAGGGAUUGCUCCCACCAAGAUCAGUUACACUACUUUGAUGAAAGCUUUUUCCUUGUCAGGUCAACCGAAGUUGGCUAAUCAAGUAUUUGAUGAGAUGUUCAAAGACCCACGAGUAAAAGUUGAUUUAAUUGCAUGGAAUGUGCUUGUUGAAGCGUAUUGUAAGCUGGGAUUGGUCGAGCAAGCCAAGAAAAUAAUCCAGAGAAUGAAGGAGAAUGGCUUCCACCCUAACGUGGCUACUUAUGGUAGCCUUGCAAGUGGUAUAGCACUGGCUAGAAAACCAGGGGAAGCACUAAUAUUAUGGAAUGAAGUCAAGGAAAGGCUUGAGAUGCAGAAAGAAGGCCACAAUUCUAAAUCUGAUUUGCCACCUCCACCAGCAUUCAAACCUGAUGAGGGUAUGCUAGAUACUCUGGCUGAUAUCUGUGUGAGGGCUGCUCUUUUCCAGAAGGCUCUAGAAAUAGUGGCUUGCAUGGAAGAAAAUGGAAUAUUUCCAAAUAAGAUGAAGUAUAAGAAGAUUUAUGUGGAGAUGCAUUCCAGGAUGUUCACUAGUAAACAUGCCUCGCAGGCCAGAGUAGAUAGGAGAAGAGAGAGGAAAAGAGCAGCUGAGGCUUUCAAGUUUUGGUUGGGCUUGCCAAAUUCUUAUUACGGGAGUGAGUGGGGGGUUGGACCUACUGAAUACUGAUGGAGAUGGUUAUGCUUGAGAUCGAGUUUAGCACUAUGUGCUUGACUGUAAAAUAUGGUACUAAGAUUGGAAUUCCAUACAGAAAAAUGAAAAAUAGAUUUUACAGGAUUGUUCUUGUAUAUUAGGAAUCUUGAAUUCUAGAUGUAAUAUAACCAUUGUACAAAGAAAUGAACUGAUUCUAGGCAAAUCUGUUUCAGGAGAACAGAAAAUUCUGAAUUGGUUCAUGUUGCAUAUCAAAUGUAAUACAUCAUUCUUUUCACAAUUUUUACAAAAGAAGCUGCUUUUUCUGUA